AUGCGCGUUGCCCCGCGCUCCCCCUUCCGCUUCCGGUCCUGGCGGAGGCGGCGGUAUGGAGCGGGAGCUGCUGCGCCAAGUGCUGAGCUACCACGGCCCCUCGCUCCUCGCCUUGCUCCGCUCCGAGCAGCACGACAACCCUGACUUCCGCGGGCUGCUGCCGCCCCCGGGGACCGUCUUCGAGCCGCCCCGCGGGGCCCCCCGCUCGCCGUCCGCGUGGGCCGAGGAAGAUGCGGAGCUCGACACCGAGAUACAGCGCUUCAUCGCCAAAAAGGCGGACCUGCUCUUUGCUCAGUCGUGGAAACCCAAUGGUCCUAUUGCCGACAACAUUGAAGAAAAUGAAGAGUAUUAUGCUGUGAUGCCUCCCCUGGAGCAGUUCAUGGAGGUUCCUGGGGAAAUCAGGAGAGAGUUAUUUUUUCGAGACAUCGAACGUGGAGACAUCGUGAUUGGGAGGAUUACUUCCAUUCGUGAAUUUGGCUUUUUCAUGGUGUUGAUGUGUCUGGGAAGUGGUUUCAUACGGCAGAUUGAUGACUUACAAAUCAGUGCUCUUUGUCCACUGAGAGAUGUGCCUUCUCAAACCAACCAUGGAGAUCCUUUAUCUUAUUAUCAAGCUGGAGAUAUGAUUCGAGCGGCUGUUAAGGAUGUCGAUCGAUACCACGAGAAGAUCACAUUAUCACUCUACAGCUCAGCUCUUCCACCCAAUCUUUCUAGUACAAAACUAGGAGUAAUUGCCUCUGAGGACUUGCCCUUACAUUAUAGGCGAAGCUUGGAAGUUGCAAAAACAGGAGAGACAUUUGAAGAGGUGUUGCAUCGUUCCCCGGGAUUUGCAAAUCCAUCAUUAAUUGAAUAUUUAACAGAGAAACUAGGAAUAAGUGAAUCAAAUCCACCAUCUUUGAUGAGAAGUCUACAAAUGAAGAAUAUUGAUGAAGAAGAUUUUGCCCCUGCGUUGAGGAAAAAGCAGUCUGAAUCUUGGGCCCUGAAUUGUGUGAAGGCGGGGGUUGAUUGUUUUAAGGAUGGGCGCCACGUGGAAGCCAUGAAUGAGUACAACAAGGCUUUGGAAAUAGAUCCACAGAAUGUUGAAGCUUUGGUUGCUCGUGGAGCUCUGUAUGCAACUAAAGGAAGUCUGAACAAAGCCAUAAGUGAUUUUGAAAUUGCUCUAGAAAACUGUCCUACGCAUAGGAAUGCAAGGAAAUACCUUUGUCAGACGCUUGUGGAAAGAGGCGAGCAGUUGGAAGAGGAAGACAAACUAAUAAAUGCUGAGAGUUACUAUAAAAAAGCCUUAAGUUUGGAUGAAACUUUUCAAGAAGCAGAAGAGGCCUUAACAAAAGUCCGUAAGCGUAUACAGAAAUCUUUGGAAAUGAGGGAGAAACAAGCUGCAAAAGAAGAGAGAGAGAAAGAAAAGCAAGUAGAAACAAGUGCAGAAAAAUUGCGUAAGCUUUUAAAAGAGGAAAAAAGGUUGAAGAAGAAAAGGAAAAGAUCAGCUGCUUCCUCCUCCUCCUCUUCAUCCUCUUCUUCGUCUUCAACUGAUUCUUCAUCAGAUGCAUCAAUUUCUUCCUCCUCUUCCUCUGAUCACAAGAAACGCAAGAAAAAGCAUCGGAAUAGAUCAGAGUCAUCCCGUAGCUCCAAAAAACGCUCUUCCAGAGCUUCCUCACAUUAUAAAGAUCAGAUUAGGAAAGAGGAGUGGUAUUCACCUCCAGCUGAUACCUCCGCCUCCUUCCUUAACCAAAAUUUUGAAAUGGAAAAACUGCUGGAAAGGCAGGACAGCUUAGUAUGUCCAAAAACAGAGGUAAGAGAUAAAGACAGACACUGUUCUCUGUCGAGGACUUCAGGUGAUGAUGAAGACACUUUUGGAGGUAGGUCUGAAGAUUCAAGAGAUUCUUGUAGUUCCAAAACUCAGGCAAGUACUAGCAAAACCGAAAGAUACCAUAAAACAGACAGAUUUUUCUCCAGUAGAAGGGGAUAUUCAGGUUCAUGUUAUAAGUCAGAUGAUAAAAGCAGGAUGCAUUACUUUAGGAGAUCGGAAUGGGAUGCCGAAGGGAGAAGAGAACACUAUAAAAAGCAUGGCUGGGGUCAGGACAGGUAUCACACAUCUCCAGCAGGGUCUGACUAUUCUGGCAAGUCAAUGGGAAAGUACAGAUCAUAUUCUAGCACUCCUUUACACGAAGGUGAUAAACGUUAUGACAGUGAUAGGCAUGAGUUAACUCAGCAUAAAAGUGAAAGUGGGCGUAAGUACAGGGAAAGAAAUUAUGAGGAGACUAAUAAAACAAAGGAACCAGACAGGGAAUCUACUUUAAAUGAUACAGGACAAACAGAAAGCGGUACUAAAAGAAACCUGCCCCAGAACUUAGUUAACAUAUUCAAUCAAAUUGCUGAAUUUGAGCGGGAAAAAGGAAAUAAGCAGAAGAAACAGCAAAGUACAUAAGAAAAUGCUUUCUGUUGGAUGUAGUUAUGAAUUUUUAUCUGGGCUUCUUUUAAGGGAACACACACAUGAAAAAUGACAAGCAGAAUUUCUUGCCUUGCAGAAUGUCAGAGUUCUUAAGGUAAAGAUUUGUAUAGUGGAAAGAGAUGCAAUGAUACCUUAGCUAAGAUAUUAUUAUUUAAAAUCAAAUUUUCUUAUCCUCUCGAGAUGUUCCUGUACAAUAUGCUUUGUGUGAUGGAAUGAAAUCAUUUGAUUCUCUUCGACUGUAGCUGUGGAACUUCCAUCAAAUACACACUUUAAGAGCAGGAAUUUGUUUUUUGUUUUUCUUCCCCUGGAAUACAACUGACUAUUGCAUCAAGCUUUAACUUCCAGCCAUUGAAGGUGGAAAAUUAAAUGAAAUUCAUAUGCCAUCAACAUAUAUAACUCGUUUGAUCAAUAAAUUUUCUUAAUUUUG
Phasianus colchicus (ring-necked pheasant) is the source of this 2873-nucleotide messenger RNA. RefSeq names its product tetratricopeptide repeat domain 14 (gene TTC14). Lineage: Eukaryota; Metazoa; Chordata; Aves; Galliformes; Phasianidae. The record is from RefSeq and is a predicted model, not a curated record. Gene Ontology annotation, molecular function: protein binding; nucleic acid binding.